AUGAUAGAUCAAAAGGAUUUCGCCGCGACAGAAAAAUGCACUGAGAAUAUAAUGCUCGUGAUUCAUACCUUGAUGGACCUUGAAUUCCAGAAGGAAAUUUGUUUGCAAAGCAUUAUUGCACUUUGCCAAAGACUCAAGAUUGAUUACGAUCCCAAACAGACUCAAGAUACAAGGUUUCCUAAAUUGGGCGUUAAAGUUCUACAAUCCACACUCCUUCAUAUCAUGGAUUAUUCCCACGCCCCAUCCCUUCGCAUACUAAGCGAGCUUGGAAGCCUUCACAUAGAUUUGUUUGAGCUUGAAGGUGAUAUCUGCGACAUUGAUGAAGCGAUCAAAUAUCACGCCCGAAUAAUGUCGAUUAAUACAAUUGGAUUGGAAAACAUUCAUGAAAAGCUACAGCAAGCCACAUUUCGGGUUGCGAAUAAACAGGAUCUACAGAAUUCCACACAAAACUUAGAACGCGCACUAGAGUGCGAGCUUCGUGCUCUGGAGCUAGUGUCUGAAGAAGGACCUGAGAUGGCGAUUGUUUUCAACAACCGUGGCUAUUGCUAUAGACUUCUGUUCGAGCGUACUCAGGAUCUAUGCGAUAUUAAUGCAUCUAUUGAAGACCUUACAAAAGCUACCUCAAUUUUACCGAAGGAUUACCCGGUAUUGCCUGGCUGGUUUACCAAUUUGUCCGACUCAUAUAAAUUGAAGUUUAACCACACACACGAGCUUAAUGACUGCGACCAGGCGAUUUUUUGCAUGGAUCAAGCAAUUGCGCAUACACCCAAAGAUGAAGAUCGAUUCUCCCUUGCACCCUGCCUCUAUAGGUUAGGGGUGCUAAGGUGGCUUCGGUUUAACACAAGCCAUGAUCAACAAGAUCUUAGGACGGCAAUAAUGCACUUGGAUUGCACCAUAAUAGCUUCAGACCUCAGAAGUUCAGUACGCCCACAUUACCUGAACUAUCGUGGAAACGCGCAAAUGUGCCUUUUUGAGUACACGGAGAGCCUUGAUGACUUAGAAGAGGCCCUGGAACACCUAUCAAUGGCAACUGAAAUCUGCACUGAAAAGGACCUCCCGAAUUACCUCAGCGACCUUGGAAGAGCCCAUCUGCAUCGAUUCAAAAAGACGCAUGAUCACCAGGAGCUUGAGCUAUCAAUAAACCAACAAGAUCAAUCAGUACGCCUUGCUUCCAAAUUCGAUCAGGACCAUCAGAGUUUACCAGUGUUUUUUGCACACCUUGGUAAUGCAUACAUGUGCCGUUUCGAAGUAAAUGGACAGGUUGAGGACGUCGAUAAAGCCGUAAAAAACCUGCUGCAUUCAGUCUCAAUAGGGACCAAAUCUGGAAAGACUCAUAUUGGCGUACCUGACUGGUAUAAUAACUUAGGAAAUGCAUAUGCACGCCGCUUCGAAAGAAUUGGAGAGAUACAUGACAUCGACAAGGCUAUUGAAUAUUUAACUCAAGCAGUAGCUUUGACUCCAAAAAAUCACGUUGAUUAUGCCGAUUUCCUAAACAAUCUUGGAUGCGCUCAUUCUGCUCGAUUCGAGGAAACCAAUCAAACGAAUGACAUAACCAGGGCAAUUGAGCUUCAAAAUGAGGCUAUGUCAAUAGUCAGGGGAGGCCUGAGUCAAAAUCAAUUGUCGACUAUGCUAGGCAACUUGGGGACUUCGUACAUUCGCCAGAUCGAGGGUGAUGAGCUUGCAGUCAUUGACAAAGCAAUAGAGGUCCAAACCGAAUCCAUAUCAAAAAUGUCCAAAGACUCCUAUCUGAACGCUGUCUGGUUCCAUAACCUAGGCAAAUCAUACCUCAAGCGUUUCGAGCUAGAUUCUCAGGUCGAAGAUAUUGUUCAAUCUAUACAUUGGCUAUCUCAAGCGGUGGAGUUGAUGCCUCCAAAGUAUCCGCACUUUGCCUUGAUACUUGCCAAACUCGGGCUUGCGCACGAAUAUAGAUAUCAAAAGUCCCAGGAAGAAAGUUCGUACAUGAAUGCAACGGAGUGCUAUCGAAAGGCCAGCCUGACACUGUCAAGUCGCCCACUUGACAAAUUUGACGCAGCUAGACGCUGGGCACGUUUGGCGAGGAGCAGCUCAAGGAGUGACUGUUUGGAAGCAUUCGGGGUAGCAAUGGGUCUGGUCCCGCAGGUGGUAUGGCUUGGUGUGACAUUGAGCCAGCAGUACAGAGAGGUUCAAAGUAUCGGUCGGUUUGCAUCGGAAGCAGCGGCAGCGGCAAUAACGCACAAAGAAUACUCGAAGGCAUUGGAAUGGAUCGAACAAGGUAGGUCAGUAGUCUGGAGCCAGCUCCUACGAGUAAGGGACCCACUCGAAUCCCUUCAUAAACAACAUCCAUCGCUAGGAGAAGAGCUCAAAGAAAUCGCUAAGAAGCUCGACAAAGCAAUGUUACUUGACAGGAGCAGAGGUGGAGACGCAUAUUCAGAGGCAGAGGCCCGGGAUCAUCACACAUCAGCAAACCGGUACGAAACAAUUCUCGCAACAAUACGAAAAUUGGACGGAUUCGAGGAUUUUCUGCUUCCAAAAACAGCGUCCCAACUACUACCUGCUGCCAAAUACGGGCCGGUGGUGCUGCUCAAUGUGGAGACUCUUCAUUGUGACGCAUUGAUUAUGUUUCCCAACCGGGAUGCUGUGGGCCACGUACCACUGCCUAACUUAUCGUUGAACUCGGUCAAUAAGGCAUGUUCGGUUCUCGAAAACUAUCUUCAGUACUACGGUACCAGGUCAAGAGAUAAUCCUCGACGACCUCUUCUACCGUCAAACUCAGGGUAUGAUGAAUGUGAUGAGCUUGCUGACCAGCUCGCGAUGCUUUGGACAAAUACGGCAAAGCCUGUACUCGACUACAUUCAAAUGAUUUCUCCUUCGAACAGUAUACCUCACGUAACCUGGUGUACCACGGGCUCGAUGACAUUCCUUCCACUCCACGCUGCCGGCCUCUAUGAUACACCAGCAUCUAAAAUGUCCGACUUUGCUAUUUCCUCGUAUACACCCACUAUUGGCUCUCUGCUUUCCAAGCAUGAGACAUAUUUUCCGAACCAGCUUCGCGUUUUAGUCAUAGGCCAGGAGAACACUCCGGGGCACACUCAGCUCCUGGGUACUCGUGAAGAGCUUAUUACACUUUCGAGCUUCAAGGAAUCUUUCUGCGCUUUCAAGAAGAUUGAAGAAAGCGAGGCGACAAAGUCGGCAGUACUUGCUGCUCUUGAAGAAUACAAUUGCGUGCACUUCGCGUGUCAUGCAUGUCAAGCUACUUCGCAGUUUGAUCAAAGUGGAUUUGCGCUUCACGAUGGGAGACUUACAUUAUCUGAGAUCACGGCAAAAACGGUAGCAGGAAGGAAAUUCGCUUUCCUAUCAGCGUGUCAGACAGCAAAAGGAGACAAGAUGCUUGCUGACGAAGCGGUGCAUUUAACCUCUGGUCUACUGGUGGCCGGAUAUUCAAAUGUCAUCGGGACUAUGUGGUCCGUGAUAGACGAAGACGCACCACUGGUAGCAAAAGGAGUAUAUCAAGAAUUAAUGUUCAACGGCCAUACAAAAGGAAUUAGCGGAAACACAAUCGCAAGCGCCUUGCAUAAAGGGGUCAAUGAAUUACGGGCAAAAGUGGGAGACAGGGAGUUUUAUCGAUGGGUUCCUUAUAUCCAUGUUGGAAUUUGA
Rhizoctonia solani is the source of this 3633-nucleotide messenger RNA. Its product is annotated as CHAT domain protein. Gene Ontology annotation, molecular function: protein binding. Lineage: Eukaryota; Fungi; Basidiomycota; Agaricomycetes; Cantharellales; Ceratobasidiaceae. The transcript is spliced from 2 exons. Bases 1 to 3633 code for a protein of 1210 amino acids. The record is from RefSeq and is a predicted model, not a curated record.